AUGCGCGUCCCAAUUGAGAAAGAACGUCUUUCGGCCGCUGGUGUAAUCUUAUUCGAUCAGUCAAAGGGAGAGGCUGCGUCAUUAAAUCAACAUUUUAAGGAAUUACAAAGACGGCUAAAAACUUCGUGGAAAAUUCUGGUGAACACUGAUGAAAUAACUAUAAGUCGGAUUGAGGCUGCUAAGGUCUUUAUUAUUGCUGGACCAACAGAAAAAUUUAGUGUAAAUGAGUUUGAAGCCAUUAAUACCUAUUUGAAUAAAGGUGGGUCAGUGUUGGUUGUCCUUGGUGAAAAUGGUGAAAGCAAGUACCCGACAAAUAUCAAUUACUUACUGGAGCAAUAUGGAAUACUGAUCAAUAAUGAUGCUGUAGUCAGGACGUCAUAUUACAAAUACUUUCACCCAAAGGAGGCUCUUAUACCAAACGGAAUACUAAACAGAGCUAUAGGCGAAGCUGUUGGAAGAGUUUCUACUUUACCUGGAGGCGAUGAUGUUUGUCCAAAGCAAGCGUUGCAAUUCCUGUACGCUUUUGGUGCUACGCUAAACGUUGCUAAGCCAGCUAAGGUCCUUCUUUCAACUGGCAGUGUUGCAUUUCCCCUUAAUCGACCAUCUCCCGAAGGUGCGGUUGGAAAACUGGCUGUCGUCGGUAGCCUUGCAAUGUUUACUGAUGCUUACAUAAAUAAGGAAGACAAUGCCAGGAUUUUUGAAGUACUCAUCACUUAUCUUGCGUCUGAUGCGGUCAAACUAAAUGCCAUCGACGCCCAGGAUCCAGAAAUUGAGACGUACUUCCAGGUCCCCAAUAUUGCCAACCUUGCCAACAACCUGAAAGCCUGUCUGCAAGAAAGUGAAGAGAUCCCGAGAAACCUCGAUGCCGUUUUCGAUCAGAAACUUUACGCAAUGGACACCUCUAUGGUGCCUAAAGCACUUGCAGCCUACGAAAAAUUGCGUGUGAAACAUGAGCCGCUUAGCUUGAUCACUCCCGAAUUCGAAACGCCGCUACCUCCACUACAACCGGCAGUAUUUCCUCCUAAUUUCCGCGAGCCAGGACCUCCAUCCCUGGAACUGUUUGAUCUUGAUGAACAGUUCUCUUCGGAAAAGUCUCGCCUAGCCCAGGAAGCUAACAAGUGUACAGAAGAAGAUUUGGAAUACUUCAUUUUGCACUGCGGAGAAGUUUGUGGUAUUGCCCAAAAACUGCCACAAUCACAAUGCACAGCCAGGAAUAUCCUUGAGCUUACAUUGAUGGAACUGGUGGAAUUUAAGAAAAUAAACACUGUAAGUCUAUCCUUGUAA
This is a messenger RNA of Mesocestoides corti, 1284 nucleotides long. Lineage: Eukaryota; Metazoa; Platyhelminthes; Cestoda; Cyclophyllidea; Mesocestoididae. The record is from the annotation of a GenBank genome assembly.